AUGAAGAUUCAAUUUGACUGCCGACACCGGAUUAGAGCAGGAACCGAGGAAACAGGAGACGGCGGCUGGGAGGUGUGCCUUGACCCGCCAUACAAUUUGAAACCGGGGAAAUGUUUAGUCUACUCCUUUGGGAUCAGCUACAAAUGGUCGUUUGACGAUUACAUGGACCAAGAAAAGAAGUGCGAAGUUCAUGCAUUCGAUCCAAGCAUAGGGCAAGAUGACUUCAAUCGCUCCGCAAACAUCCAUUUCCAUAAUCUAGGAUUAGGCGGAAAGAACUGGACCAAUGCUAAGAAAUGGAAAAUGUACACGCUUGGAUCCAUUGUGCGACUUCUGGGACAUAAAGAUCGAAUAAUCGACUUCCUGAAAAUCGACAUUGAAAAGAGCGAAUGGUCAAGUUUAGAGGCAAUGUACCUCGAGGGCGUACUGGUGCAAGUCAAACAGCUUGGAAUCGAGUUCCACGACGUGCCGAGCAACAGGAAGAGGGUUUCUAUCAUUAACAGACUGUACGAGCUCGGCUUUAGAAUAUAUUACACCAAACAGAACUUCUUUCAGCGGAGAAGGUCUCGACUCACGAGGCGCACCGUAUAUGGAUGCAUGGAGUCACAUUUUGUGAAUAUUAACUUUUAUAAGAAGAGUGAAAAGAGCUGA
Messenger RNA from Lingula anatina, 648 nucleotides. Its product is annotated as putative methyltransferase-like protein 24. The record is from RefSeq and is a predicted model, not a curated record. Lineage: Eukaryota; Metazoa; Brachiopoda; Lingulata; Lingulida; Lingulidae.